Drosophila subobscura is the source of this 1541-nucleotide messenger RNA. It is a transcript of the gene Lsd-1, whose product is annotated as lipid storage droplets surface-binding protein 1. Lineage: Eukaryota; Metazoa; Arthropoda; Insecta; Diptera; Drosophilidae. Bases 195 to 1436 code for a protein of 413 amino acids. Gene Ontology annotation, biological process: positive regulation of triglyceride storage; lipid storage. Gene Ontology annotation, cellular component: lipid droplet; cytosol. The record is from RefSeq and is a predicted model, not a curated record. The transcript is spliced from 7 exons.
CAUACCGUCCGUACCGCUUAAAAGGGAGGCGCGAUCGGAUCGAGCAACUUAGAACGCGAAGCGAUUUCGGGAAUUCAAAUACAAGCACGAAUCUUUAGCAGCAGCCAGACAGUAGCGAUUUAGCCAGUGACCGAAACAGUUGACUUACAAAGCGAGUCUCCUCACACACAAACACACACCACACACAUACACAAAUGGCAACUGCAACUAUCGGCAGUGGGCUCCACCUGGAGGCCAUCGAUCGCAUUGGCUCGAUCCCGUUGGUUGAGUCGAGCGUGAAGCGUGUAGAGAACAUCUAUGGCAAAGUGAAGAACAACAAUCGUCUGUUCUCCUGGUACUUUGAGGCCGCAGAGGCAACCAUUUCGGCCGCCUAUGGUUCCGUGCAGCCAGCUGUGAAACUUUUCGAGCAUCCCCUGAAGCGCCUGGACAAUGUCAUGUGCAAGAGCCUGGACAUACUGGAGCAGCGUAUUCCGCUGGUCUAUCUGCCACCCGAAAUGGCAAUUAUCUUGUGCUUAAAGAUGUAUUGGAACACUAAGGAAUACAUGUCGGAUCAUCUGGUGCGGCCCGUCCUGAAGCGUGCCGACUCUGUCAAGCAGAUUGGCAACGCUGUGCUGGAGAGUCCACUGACCACCUAUGCGGCGGAUCGCAUCGAUGGAGCCUUCACAGCCGGCGAUAAGUUUGUGGACAAAUAUCUGGUGCCCAUCAGCACGGAUCAGGAUCAGACAGACGCGCCGCAAGAGGAUGAUAAUGUGGCGGCGAACGAGAAGGGUGCCAUCAAGGCGAUCCAUCACGGUCAACGAUUCUCCCGCAAGCUGAAGCGACGCCUUACACAAAGAACGAUUGCAGAGGCCCGUGCCCUAAAGAAACAGAGCAAGGAGGCCAUCCAUGUGCUCAUCUAUGCGGUGGAAUUGAUUGCAACGGAUCCCAAACAGGCCAUGCAAAGAGCCAAGGAACUGUGGGCGUAUCUCAGCGCAGAUGAGCCCGAGAAUCAGGCGAGGCCAGCCACCCUGGAGCAGUUGAUUGUGCUGCUCACCAGGGAAUCGGCCAGAAGAGUUGUGCAUUUGGUUAACUUCAGUGCCACUGUGGCAUCCAACAUACCCAGAAACCUGGCACACACCACCACAGAAGUGGCUCACCAAAUCGUGUGCAUUAACCAUCGCAUCAUCACAAUAUCUCGCCUGGACAAGGUCAAGAGCCUGUCCAAGGAGGAGGCUGAAUCUCUAUUAAAGCGCGCGCUUGCCUUCUAUGGCAAUCUGCAGGGUCUGACCAACAGUUAUCUGGAACGUGUGGCCAACUUUCUGUCGGGACGCAUUGAGGCGGAGAAGGUGACGGGCACCGAUAGCGCCACAAGCAAUCACAGAUCAUCGAGAAGGCGACAGGAUAAUAACACAAACAAUUACUCAGCGGCCCACAACAAUAUAAAUGGUGUCUACUAGGAAAUUGAGUUUUUUAUUGCAAUCGUAUUUUUAUGUCUUAUAAUAGAGUUUUGGUUUUGCUUGCACAUCCGCACAAAUCAUUAAACGUUAUUAAUUUUUUUACAC